GUGAAACCUCAUGAAAACACGGACACAAUGGCGGGAGUGAAGAUCAAGUUCAAUGGUUAAUGUUAACGGUUAUAUGACCACUCUUUAACCAGCCGUGAAUUAAAGUUCACAUCGAAGCUUCACAACCCUCGCUGGAGCUUGAAGUGCACAUGCCAACAUGUCCUUAACACGAGUGUUGAAGAGACUGAGUGUAUCUGUGCUCUGGAAACAAGGUUUGAAGAGUCUGGGAGGAAGACUACAGCACACUGAUGCUCAGUCAUCUGCAUUCAACUAUCAGCUGCUGUCUGACUGCCUGGAGCUCAACUAUGGUGGUCUUGUAAUGCACUUCGACUAUGUUUGGCUGAGAGAUCACUGCCGUUCAGCUUCAUGCUACAACUCAAAGACCAACCAGCGUAACCUGGACACGGCCGGCAUCGACCUGGACAUCCGGCCCUCAAAGAGCCGAGCCGACGAACACCAGCUGUUCCUGACCUGGCCAGAUGGUCAUGUGACGCGCUACGGCCUAGCAUGGCUAGCGCAGAACAGCUACGAGGGCCAGAAGAGAAGUGCCAUGCAACCGCGUGUGCUGUGGGACGCUGAUAUCUACGCCAGCGCUCGGGCUCCCAGUGCAUGCUGGGAGAAGUUCAUGAGCUGCGACGAGGAGCUGAAGAUCUUCCUCAACUGCUUCUUGCUUUAUGGAAUAGCCUUCGUCGAAGGCGUCCCCCCGACCCUUGAAGCCACAGAAGCAGCGACCCGAAGAGUGAGCCUCAUCAGAGAGACCAUGUAUGGGCGGAUGUGGAACUUCACUUCAGACUUUUCUCGUGGAGACACAGCCUACACAAAGCUGGCACUGGACCGCCACACCGAUACCUCAUACUUUCAAGAACCCUGCGGCAUCCAGGUGUUUCACUGUCUGAGGCAUGAAGGCACGGGGGGCCGGACUCUCCUGGUGGACGGUUUCCACGCCGCGGACGCGGUCCUCCAGCGGACGCCCGGGAACUUCGAGCUGCUGUCCCACGUGCCGAUCAAACACGAGUACGUCGAGAACCUGAGCGAGCACCGCAACCACAUGAUCGGCAUCGGGCCCGUGCUCAACGUGUAUCCCUGGAACAACGAGGUCUACAUGAUUCGGUAUAAUAACUAUGACCGCUCUGUGAUGAACACAGUGGCUCAUGAUGUGGUGCGGCGCUGGUACGCAGCUCACAGGGAGCUCACCGCAGAACUGAGGAGACCCGAGAACGAGCUGUGGGUCAAACUCAAGCCCGGCAAGGUUCUGUUCAUCGAUAACUGGCGUGUUCUGCACGGCAGAGAGUCGUUCACGGGCCUGAGGCAGCUGUGCGGAUGCUAUCUGACCCGGGACGAUGUGCUGAACACGGCCCGCUCUCUGGGACUCCACGCCUGAAUGCUCGA
Molecule: messenger RNA, 1389 nt
Organism: Rhinichthys klamathensis goyatoka
Lineage: Eukaryota; Metazoa; Chordata; Actinopteri; Cypriniformes; Leuciscidae
Gene: tmlhe
Product: trimethyllysine hydroxylase, epsilon
Exons: 8
Coding region: 158-1381 (407 amino acids)
Biological process (GO): carnitine biosynthetic process
Cellular component (GO): mitochondrion
Molecular function (GO): iron ion binding; trimethyllysine dioxygenase activity
Source: RefSeq, a predicted model, not a curated record